Molecule: messenger RNA, 726 nt
Organism: Ostrea edulis (European flat oyster)
Lineage: Eukaryota; Metazoa; Mollusca; Bivalvia; Ostreida; Ostreidae
Product: 40S ribosomal protein S5
Exons: 5
Coding region: 64-678 (204 amino acids)
Biological process (GO): ribosomal small subunit assembly; translation
Cellular component (GO): ribosome; cytosolic small ribosomal subunit
Molecular function (GO): mRNA binding; rRNA binding; structural constituent of ribosome
Source: RefSeq, a predicted model, not a curated record
AACCAUUACCGGAAAUGUGAACCCCAUGUGCUUUCUUUUGACUUCCGGCACCUUCACGGUAUAAUGGCUGAGAACUGGGAUGAAGCUGCCCCGGCAGUAGAACUGCCAGAAAUCAAACUCUUCGGCAAAUGGUCUUCAGACGAUGUUCAAGUGAACGACAUCAGUUUAACUGAUUACAUAGCUGUCAAAGAGAAGUAUGCAAAGUAUUUGCCUCACUCUGCGGGAAGAUACCAAGUAAAAAGAUUCCGAAAAUCUCAGUGUCCAAUUGUUGAACGUCUGACCUGUUCACUCAUGAUGCGCGGAAGGAACAAUGGAAAGAAACUAUUGACAACUCGCAUCGUCAAGCACGCCUUCGAAAUUAUUCACCUGCUAACAGGAGAGAACCCUCUCCAAGUGCUGGUGAAUGCGAUCAUCAACAGUGGUCCUCGUGAAGACUCCACCCGUAUCGGUCGUGCUGGUACAGUACGUCGUCAGGCGGUCGACGUCUCACCCCUCCGUCGUGUUAACCAGGCCAUCUGGCUGCUGUGUAACGGAGCUCGUGAGGCUUCCUUCAGGAACAUCAAGACCAUUGCUGAGUGCUUGGCUGAUGAGCUAAUCAAUGCUGCAAAGGGUUCCUCCAAUUCCCAUGCCAUCAAGAAGAAGGAUGAACUUGAACGUGUUGCUAAGUCCAACCGAUAAAUGACAUUUUGUGCUAUCAGUGAACUGGAAAUAAACUGUCAGGCAAAA